AUUCAUCAUGCAGACUUGCCAAAUUCCAAAACCAACUUUAUUUCCUAUUAAUCAUAUUCAAACCCCAUUCAUUCAUUCUCCAUAAAUAAUCACAAUUCACAAACCCCAUUCAUCAUCUCUUCUUUCCCCAAACCGUUGAAGCAUUUGGGCAAAAACAGAGGUUACUGAAGCAAAUGACUAUGGUGACAAGAAGAGUGGACCUUCGAUCUGACACUGUCACCAAACCAACCGAAACCAUGCGGGCUGCAAUGGCAAGUGCUGAAGUUGACGAUGAUGUACUUGGUUUUGACCCGACUGCUGCUUGCCUUGAAAAAAAGAUGGCAAAGAUCAUGGGGAAAGAAGCAGCAUUAUUUGUCCCGUCAGGCACCAUGGCUAACCUAAUCUGCGUGCUCAUUCACUGUCAGAUCAGGGGAAGUGAAGUCAUUCUUGGAGACUAUUCCCAUAUCCAUAUUUAUGAAAAUGGAGGUAUUUCUACGCUUGGAGGCGUACAUCCUAGGACAGUGAAGAACAACGAAGAUGGAACAAUGGAUAUUGACCGAAUUGAAGAAUCUAUUCGAGAUCCAAGCUUUGAAAUAUGUUAUCCAACAACUAGGCUCAUCUGCUUGGAAAAUUCACAUGCUCACUCCGGUGGUAGAUGUCUUUCUGCUGAAUAUACAGACAAAGUUGGCGAGCUAGCAAAGAAAUAUGGAUUAAAACUCCACAUUGAUGGGGCUCGUAUUUUUAAUGCAUCUGUGGCUCUAGGGGUUCCAGUGCAUAGACUUGUGCAGGCUGCUGAUUCAGUAACGGCUUGCCUGUCAAAAGGGCUUGGUGCUCCAGCUGGAACUAUUAUUGCAGGUUCAAAGGACUUCAUUUACAAGGCUAAGAUUCUUCGGAAGACAUUGGGCGGUGGCAUGAGACAAAUUGGUGUCCUAUGUGCUGCUGCUAUAGUUGCAGUGGAAGAAAAUGUUGAAAAGCUCGUAGGCGAUCAUAAGAAUGCUAAGGCUUUGGCAGCGGGGAUUAACAAUAUCAAAGGAUUGAAAGUUGACCUGGAUUCUGUUGAGACCAAUAUUGUCUUCUUUGACAUUCUUAAGGAGUCGGGGACAACUGGAGACGAACUAAUGAAAAAGCUGGAAGUACAUGGUGUACAUGCAAUGCAGGAAGGUCCAUGCAACCUUUACAUGUCAGAAUUAGGCUUGUCCUUCACCAUCAGAUCUCAGAACAUGACGUGCAGUACACCAUAAGUUGCAUCCAGAAAAUUGUGACUGGUCUCCCUGAUAAAAAUGGUGUCAACUGAGGCUUCUAUGUGACCAUGGGUUUUAAUUUUUGCUAUGUUGUAAUGAAGUGGUGACACACUACUUAUGGAACUCCGCACUAUUAAAUGAAAUCUUUCCAUGUCUCAUUUGCAUAAAA
Messenger RNA from Salvia hispanica, 1389 nucleotides. The record is from RefSeq and is a predicted model, not a curated record. NCBI's taxonomy places the organism in Eukaryota, Viridiplantae, Streptophyta, Magnoliopsida, Lamiales, Lamiaceae.